Cryptosporidium ubiquitum is the source of this 2043-nucleotide messenger RNA. RefSeq lists its product as uncharacterized. The record is from RefSeq and is a predicted model, not a curated record. The transcript has 2 exons. NCBI's taxonomy places the organism in Eukaryota, Apicomplexa, Conoidasida, Eucoccidiorida, Cryptosporidiidae. Bases 1 to 2043 code for a protein of 680 amino acids.
AUGCUAGGAGCCCAACAACAAAAAAGAAUAGAGUCCAUUCGACAGGAAUUGGACUACUGUCUACAUAAGAUGAACGAUGUUGACAGUGUUGGAAGAGGGCUGGAAGACCUUAAGAUUUUGGUUGCAAGGAUGGAACUGGCGGACAUCCCUGGAGUGCUCUCAAGCGGUCUUUUGGACUCGGAAAAGAUGAGGCCUAUGGGCAGGAGGUUUAGUGUCAAGGUAGUUGACUACAUUGUCGAACGCUUUGGGACUGAACGCACCUUACCAUAUAUAAACUCAAUAAUGGCAUUCUUAAUUCAAGGGUGUAAGGAUAUGGAAGUGCAUGUCCAAAAUUCAGCAGUCUCAACAAUAGGAUUAAUUGCCAGUUCUUUUCUUACCGAAGAAAUUUUUCAAUUCAAUCAAGACGUUGUAGAUUAUUUCUUUGACCCGUUAAUUCAUUUUUCAAAAAAGGAAAGCAACCCAACAAUUCAAAUUAGUUCAAUUGCAGCGAUUAGUUCUGCAAUAGAUGGGAUGAGUACAAACCUAGUUAUUAUGAAUCUUAAUAAACUCAUGGGAAGCUUAGUUCCGAUUAUGAUGAACCCUAAUACUUCAGAGGCAUGUAGAGCAGUCGUAAUUGAUACAUUAAGGAAGUUAGUUGUUCUAGUUUGGACCUUUUUACAAGAAACCUCUUUUGGAAGUUCGCCAAACAUGUAUGACCUUAAACAAAAGCAAAGCGUUGACCCAGAAUUGAAUAUUAAUGGGGAAGGAUCCGAAUUAAAGCAAGUUGAAGGUAUCAGCGAUCAUCUAAUUCUUCCAAUUACUUGGAAACAAAUAUGUGGUAUUUUUAACGGGAUACUUAAAGAAUUGCAUCCAAACUAUACCACAAAUAGCAAAAAUAUUAAUGUUAGAAGUGCAUCUCUUUCUCUUCUAACUGAAGUAAUGGUCUGUUGUUUUGUUGCACAAGCAGGAGCUCUCUUAGCUGCGCAUAACAGCAAUAUUCCUUUACAAAAACCAAUUGAUGGAAUCAAAACUUAUGCAGAAGUUAUAAUCAAUGUAGUAAAUCUUGGAGCUAAGGAUAAGUCACCCAAAGUUAGGGAAGUUGCUCAGUAUUGUAUUAAAAGACUUCAAGAAGCAAAUGAAGCUUACAUCCCUAAUGGUGACGAAAUGAUGGGUUUUACUCCAAAUAUUAAAAUAAUAGAAAAGGAGCAGCUUAAUAACCAAAAUGUUUCGAAAGUUUCUAAAUUUCGGAAUAGAAUUAUGAAUGAAGAUUUCUUUAAAAAUGCAACCGACGAAAUCUUAGUUAAACAUGUUUCACCUCCCUCCAACUGGAGACAAAUUCAAAACAGCAUUAUGGAAGGCCAGGGCCAACAGAUAAAGUUAGACACAACAACAAAGAGUAGUGAAGAGGACCGAGUUGAUAGAGAGGAACAAUAUUGUGCGUCAGUUUCUAGCAUUGCAGAAACUCAAUCGGUCCAUAGCAACAACAAUGGUAACUUAGAUACAAACGAAUCAAUUGGUCAAGUUAAUACUAAUAUUCAAAAAUGCCCUAUUUCACAUAUUACUGAGACUUUAAACCAAAAUCUUGUUUUACCAAGUUCUAAUUAUUCUUCUACAGUAUCGUCAAAUAUCAACACUCCUCUUCCAUCUCCUUUGUAUAUUGUUGCUCAGCCUCCUGUCAUACAAGGCCAUAUGAUGAACUAUUCAGGUAUAAAUCAAGAAUCAAACGAGAAACAACUAAUUCUAGAAAAAAAGGUAGAAGAACUUAGUAAAGAACUAAAAAGACUUAUCAUAAGGCAAAACGAACUGGAGAAUGUUGCCCAUGUACUGAAGAUGGUUGCGAUACAGAGAGUGGACUCCUUGGAAGAGAAGAUAAAAGGCUUGUCUGAUUCUUUUAAGGAGACAACGAAAGAGACAAAGUCGGAAAUAGACAAGAUCCAAAGUGAGAAGAUGGAUUUGGAAGAAGAUUUGAAAUACUUGUCUUCACAGGAGAGAAAGGAGAUGAUUGGAGAAUUUCGUAGGCAACUAUACAACAAGGCAAAAAAAAUAGUAGUUGAAAAUAAGUAG